Messenger RNA from Heteronotia binoei (common prickly gecko), 5211 nucleotides. It is a transcript of the gene PLA2G4F, whose product is annotated as phospholipase A2 group IVF. The record is from RefSeq and is a predicted model, not a curated record. Lineage: Eukaryota; Metazoa; Chordata; Lepidosauria; Squamata; Gekkonidae. Bases 278 to 2827 code for a protein of 849 amino acids. Gene Ontology annotation, molecular function: calcium-dependent phospholipid binding; calcium ion binding. Gene Ontology annotation, cellular component: cytosol. Gene Ontology annotation, biological process: glycerophospholipid catabolic process. The transcript has 20 exons.
CCAACAAAAACCCAAUCCUGACCUUUGCAGCCCUGUCUCCUUUGGAAUCGUUAUAUUCUGCUUCCUUCUGAAACUGCGAACGAACCGUUGCCAGGUAGGCAGCGACCGACGGCCAGGCGUUCCAAGACACGCCCCCGCUAGCGUGCCUCCGCUCCAGUAAAGGUUGCUGCAAUCUCCGGGACUCGACGCCGCUGCCAGCUCUCUUGGUUUAGGGCCCGAGGACUUGGCGCCUUUUCUUUCCUUCCCUGCAGUUCACUCGCGAGGGUGCCUCCGCCUCAUGUUCCGCCAGGCUAUGCUGGGUCACCUGUCGUCCCGAAUGCUGCCUCUCGUGGCUGCUGUGGUGCUCCAGAAGAAGGAGAGGAAAGAGACUGGCCUCUAUCACUGGCGGCGUGAGAAGCACCCUUACUACAACCUUACAGUCAAAAUUCUUAAAGCCAGAAACAUUAAAGGAACAGAUCUAUUUUCCAAGGCAGAUUGUUAUGUGGAGUUGCGUCUGCCAACUGCAUCACCAAUUGUAUACCGAACUCAGGUUAUUGACAACUCCAGUGACCCAGAGUGGAAUGAAACUUUCCAGUAUAGAAUUAACAGUGCUGUCAAGAACACUCUUGAGUUGACACUCUUUGAUGAAGAUGUUCUUGUUAGUGAUGAACUUACUUCUGUUGUCUUUGAUGUGACGGGAAUUAAGCCAGGCCGUCCUGUGAAAAACACUUUUAAAUUAAAAGAGGACAAGGAAGAACUUGAUGUAGUGUUUUUGCUAGAGAAAAGUUCGGAUACUCCUACUGAAGUUGUUACAAAUGGAGUCCUUGUGGCUCAUCCAUGCCUUAGUCUGGAAGGAGUAAUUAACAAAGAUGAAAAGUUCAAGCUGACAGAACAUGGCACCAACCAAUUCAAGCUUUCACUUCCAGGAUCAUAUGAGAAGCAGCUGAACAUCCCAUGCAAACUAGACUCUGAUAAGAAUUGUGCGAUUCCAUUUGUCUUUCACAUUGGUAAAGAUGUCUGUUCAGAACUGGGUGUGGAGGUGGAACAAACCAUUACAGUCCUUCAGGAUGGAGUGAGUCCUGACUUUGAAAAGCACAGCACGGUUCUUGGAACAGGGAUUGUUCCGUUUCAUUCACUUCCCUUGGGAAAGCACGUUGAAAUGACUGUUCCAUUAGGAAAAGAACAAAGUAUGAAAAUACGUGUGAAAGCCGAACAAAUCAAAAGAAAUCUUGAUGUUCGUCUUGGUUUUGAUCUUUGUCAAGAAGAGUGGCAAUUUUUGGACAAGAGGAAGAAAAUAGUUUCUCAGGCACUAAGUAAUGCACUCAAACUGGGAGAGGACCCCAGCAAAGAUGAGGUUCCUGUGGUAGCAGUCUUAGGAUCCGGUGGAGGGAUGAGAGCACUGACAUCAUUCUAUGGCAGCCUGCUUGGGCUUCAGCAGCUAAAUCUUCUGGAUGCUGUCAUAUACAUCUGCGGAAUUUCUGGCUCUACUUGGUGUUUGUCAGCAUUGUACCAGGACCCUGAAUGGUCAUGCAAAGAUCUCAGAGAGCCAAUCAGUAAUGCCCGGGAUAAAAUAUCCAGCAGUAAAGUUGGAGCCUUUUCCUCAGAGCGUCUGAAGUAUUAUUUCCAGGAACUGAAUACAAUGGAGAAUGAGGGACGCAAAGCUUCUUUCACAGAUCUGUGGGGGCUUAUUAUAGAGUAUUUCCUACUGCAGAAGGAAGACCCAUCAAAGCUGUCUGAUCAGCAGGUAGCUGUGAAAGAGGCGCAAAAUCCAUACCCCAUCUAUGCAGCUGUUAAUGUGAGGCCCAAUGUUAGUGGAGAUGACUUUGCAGAAUGGUGUGAGUUCACUCCAUAUGAAGUUGGAUUUCGCAAGUAUGGUGCUUUUAUCCGAACAGAAGAUUUUGACAGUGAGUUCUUUAUGGGCCGACUGAUUAAGAAACAUCCUGAGCCCAGGAUCUGCUACCUGCUGGGAAUGUGGGGCAGUGCCUUUGCAGCAAGCCUGGACGAUGUCUUUUUGAAGGUGGUUGGUUCAGGAUUGAGCUUUCUAGAAUCUUUGGGUGAUGUUGUCAAAGUUAUAGAUGACAGUAAACGAUUUCAUUUCCGAGAUCCUAUGAGGCUGAAGACUCGUCUGGUUAUACCAGGUGGACCAUUGCUGCAAAUCUUCCAGGAUUUUUUCAAGUCACGAGUUACAGCUGGGGAAACCUUCAAUUUCAUGCAAGGCCUGUUCCUCCACAAGGAUUAUGUCAACCUUAAUAAAUUUGUGGCCUGGAAAGGCACCCAUUUAGAUGCUUUUCCUAAUCAGCUGACUCCAAUGGAAGAGAACCUCUACCUAGUGGAUGGUGGUUUUUCCAUCAAUUCUUCCUUUCCCUUGGUUCUUCAACCAGAACGAGAUGUUGAUGUCAUUCUGUCAUUUAAUUACUCUUGGGAAGCACCUUUUGAGGUCUUACAACUGACACAGAAAUAUUGCAAAGAACGGGAUAUACCAUUUCCAGAAAUUGUCUUGAGCAAAGAAGAUGAGGAGAGUCCUAAAGAGUGUUAUGUAUUUAUCGAUGCUGAGAAUGCAAGAGCCCCCAUAGUCCUUCACUUCCCCCUAGUUAAUGACACAUUCUACAAAUACAAAGCACCAGGAAAAGAACGUGAAUCAGAAGAGGAGAUAGACUUUGGCGAUUUCACAGUUGAAGGAAAAGAUUCAUCAUACCGAACACUAAAUUUCACCUUUGAGCCCCAUGAGUUUGACAGACUGGUAGAAUUGAAUUGCUACAAUGUGCUGAAUAAUAAGGAUGCUAUUUUGGAAGCAUUAAAUUUGGCUUUAAAUAGGCGAAAGUUGAAAAGUGGUAAUAAUAGGAGAUAAGUGCUUCCUUGGGUUGCUUCAUGAACAAUUCAAGUAGAAAUGAUGAGUUUACAAAAUACCUUUUUGUGUGAAUGGAAAUUGAAUCACUAAAUUCCCUUCACAUUGUACUGAAAGCGGAGUUUGCAUACCAAAGAAACACUUUACUCUUUCCUUAUCUAAUUCUGUCUCCAGUUCUCUGCAGCAGAUAUAGGCUCAAAGGGUGAAAUAUACCAGCAGUCAUGCAAUAAUACAAAACCUGUGUUCCAGAAGACAAACAGUGCAAUCCUGAGCAAGCCUACUCAGAAUUCUACGGAAGACUAUUCAGUGGAGCAAAGUAUUUUUAGGAUUACACUGAAAGGCUGCAUGUCCCUUUGGGGAACAAGAUUUCCUCUCUGUAUUGGGAGUCAUUCAGAUGGCUACCAAAAUAUGAGCUCUUGCAGCCAGUAGCUGCUGUGAUGCAUGUGGAUGUCCACUAGAAGCUAUAUGAGGCUGUUUUCACGCAGAGGUUUGCUUGAUUUCCUUUCUGCUGUGCUGUGUUCAGGAGUAUCCUUUAUCCUUUAUGCAGGAGAUCAGUAGCAUAGCUCAUUUGCAUAUGCCCCAGGAUCUGUGUGCAGUGGGGAGAGAAAUCCCCACUGCAUGCAGACCCUGGCUGGAGGUUCAGGAGCUGUGCUUCUGUGAGCUCUUGCUGAAUUCAAGCCCUAAUCCUUAUGAUGUUGUCUAGUUCAUCCCUUUUCUACAUUAUAGCUCUAGAUUUCCUGUGAGCACAUCCAGGAAAUCUAGGGCUAUAUCUAGAGUAAAAUCACCACCACCCCACUGUAUCAUCUUGCUCAUUUUCCUGGUGGCUGCUAUGAUGAUAGUUUUACUCUGUUCCACUAGUCUGCUGGGUUCCCCACAGCUACCUGUGAGCUGGGAUGAGAAUGCAAAGGUUGCAGAUAAGAGAAUGGGCUGUUUACGUUUUCCCUUUGCAUAAAGCCCACAACUCAGGGAAGUUCUGCUAUGCAAACAGCCUUGCCUACUUUCCUGGAACAUGGCAGGGAGGCACAUUGGGGAAUGGUGCUCAGAAGAGUCACAGAUCAAGGAGUCAUGUGUGGUUCCCCAGCCACUAAAUGAAUAUCACUGGACAACAGAUGUGAUUUUAAAAAUUAAAUCUAGGAAUCUAAAAAUUAAAUCUAGUACAUUAUUGCAGUGGAUUGUUGUAUUGUUAUGAUGUUAUAGCACUGUAUCCAUUACUGAUUUUUUGUAAGCUUGAAAAACAUCUUCGGGGUAGAGGGGGAAUGACUGCUAUGGAGGUUUAAGGCAAGGGUAUUGUGGGGGAAAACAUAUGUUUGGAUGCUGCAUUGCAAUGAGAGAUACAUGAAGAAGAUGAUAUUGGAUUUAUACCCCACACUUCACUCCAAAUCUCAGAGUCUCAGAGCGGCUCACAAUCUUCUUUAUCUUCCUCCCCCACAACAGGCACUCUGUGAGGUGGGUGGGGCUGAGAGAACGCUCACAGAAGCUGCCCUUUCAAGGACAACUCUGUGAGAGCUAUGGCUGACCCAAGGCCAUUCCAGCAGCUACAAGUGGAGGAGUGGGGAAUCAAACACUCCCAGAUAAGAGUCUGCGCACUUAACCACUACACCAAACCACUACACCGAUUCCAUGAGGAAGCAGUCCUAUGUAAGUCUGCAGAUAUUGUUUUGUGAGCCAUUCCGUUUUGAUUCUAGGUUAAUAGCAAUGAAUCGGUCCCAGAAUUUGGGUGGAAGGCACAUUUCACAGAAACACUGCUGAAACUAAUCAAGUCUUGCCAUGGAUCUGGUUAGUGCCUAGAUGGAUGAUCUCAUAGGAACUCACUGAAUACCACUGUGGGUUCCAUGAUGAGUGGAAGUUGGGGUAUGAAUGUAAUAAUUGUUAGUUGUAGCACAUUGAAAAAUUAAGUUUCUUUUUAUCAACCAUACAGGUUGUUUUGAGAGUGGUGCCUGUACAAAUGAUCUGGAACUAAAUCUCUGUUGUGUCUGUUCCUCUUCCAACCCUCUGCACAUGCCCCAGCUCAGGAAGACUUGACUGAGACUAUUGACAAACUUAUUUUUUAUUUGUUUUUACUUGUGAUAUUUAUAACUUUGACUUGAGGUAUGUGAAAUCAAAAUAAUGAAUGAAAGAUGUAGUUUCUGUUGCAAUAUGGGAUGUAGUGAACAUCGUUGAAGGAGCCGGCUUUUGAAGAAGAAAUACUGAUGCCACCAAUGAAACUCUGAGUUGAAGACUGAUGAAUGAGUAGUGGUGUUUGUUUAUUUCCUGAAAUGCAAUGACUGUGUGUUGGAAUUACCAGGACAGAGAUCUUGGCAUCCACAGGAAACUGAAAUGGGUGUAGCUUUUCACUGAAUGUUUCUAGAAGAUACUAUAUUUUUAAAAUAAAAUUAUUUUUUCUAGUC